CUGACGAAUGAAAAUUUUGUCAAGGUGCUCAUAGAUCACUGCAAACGAAAUUAUAAUAUACAUGGAAAGUUCACUUCUUUGUGUUGCUAAUAAUAUAUUUUUUAUAAUACAUGCAUCAUAUUGAGUAGUUUACUUUUGUCGAAUAUAUAUUUUAUUUGAAAUAGAAUUGUCAAUAUACUUUCUCUGUUUAUUUUGAAAGUUUUGAAUGAAUGACGACAUUCGUGUGAAUACACAUAGUUGUUUUUAAGUUUUUUACAAAGGAAUGUUUACUAAUAUAAUUUACUGAUUGUUGGACUUUUUGUUUCUACAUUUAUAUAAAUUAGUUUUAACAUGGCUGGUUCGGCGCUAAGGCGGCUAAUGGCCGAAUACAAACAGUUAACAUUGAAUCCCCCAGAGGGUAUCAUUGCUGGACCAAUAAAUGAAGAAAAUUUCUUUGAAUGGGAAGCAUUAAUAACUGGACCGGAAGGCACAUGCUUUGAAGGAGGAAUAUUUCCAGCGAAAUUGAUCUUCCCACCAGACUAUCCCCUGAGUCCCCCGAAAAUGCAGUUCAUAUGUGAAAUGUUCCAUCCAAAUAUAUAUGCAGAUGGUCGUGUAUGUAUAUCUAUAUUGCAUGCACCGGGAGAUGACCCCAUGGGCUAUGAAAGCAGUGCUGAAAGGUGGUCACCUGUACAGAGUGUUGAAAAAAUUCUCCUCUCUGUGGUUAGCAUGCUAGCAGAACCUAAUGAUGAAAGUGGUGCCAAUGUUGAUGCAGCUAAAAUGUGGAGAGAAGACCGUGAUCAGUUCAACAAAAUAGCUGAACGACUUGUUAGAAAGACUCUUGGUUUACCUCCACCAUAAUGACAAAUAAAGUAAAACAGUAAAUGGGGUCUAAAAGGUAAUAAUUAUUUAUUACUCAGGAUAAUAUUUUUUAACAUUUUACUAUGUUUUUAAUGAUUUACUCAUUGUAUCAUAUGUUUUAUCAACAUCUUGUUAGCAAUAUUUUAUUGUUUUUUCAUUAUAUUUGAUGCACAAAGUAUAAAUCGAUAAUGUUCAUUUGGAAACACCAAAAAUGUGGAUGUCUAACACAAUACAUCAAAAUAUUUGUGUAUUAUGGAUCAGAUGUCUCUAUUUACAAUUAGUGUUAACGCAAUAAGUUCAUAGAAUAGUCUCCAAAAUGAAGAUAAAGUAUUAUCCAUUGUUAUUAUUCAAUAAGAAUGUAAGAGAUGGUUUAAUAUUUUUGGAGUUUUGUUGCACUAUUGUAAAUAUAGUCUGUAUAAUAUUAAUUUUUGGUUACCUAGUAAGUUGUAUACAUUUAUAACCAACAAAUUGGCAAAUGUUUCAGACAUUAUUGACAGGAUUUUUUACACACAUUGUAAAAUAUUUUAACCUUUUAAUAAAUAUUUUAUGUAUUGCCCAUUGUUAUUUUAAAUUUUUUAAUAAAUCUUGUGUACGCUUAGUUGUAUGCUAAGCAAUGUAAUGCAGUGCCUUGCGAAUUUUAUACUCCAUAACAUACAUCCAAACAAACGCUUGGCUGGUUGAAUAACUUAUAUAGUAUCCAUUAGUGAGGUUUUAUAAUGGACAAUAUAUUUAUAGCAUGUAAUAGAUUAUAAUACAGACAUGUACCUAUGGGCAAUGAGUACUCUCAUUGUUUCUUUCCCUAUCACAUUUCCAGAAGUCAAUGUGUACCUUCCUAUGUCAGCUCUAUAAGCACCCACAACAAGGCCUAUACGUACAUAUAAGUGAGUUGCGAAUGAAGGCACCUAAAACGCGCUGCAAACGUGUAACUGCAACGUAUUUUAUUUUUUCUUUCAAUCUGUGUACACAACGUUGACGUGCUUAUAAAAUGCGGCGUUGCCAGCUCAUUUAUAAAUCAUUGUUUGCGUGGGGCCUUAUUCGCCAUAUUUUUGGUAGUAUGAAACAGCGCUGGAACCUAAGGGAGCGGUGACAAAGAUUAUAACUUUAUGCUACAUUUCAGACCUUUGCAUAACAAAAAAUAUUUAGUAUGUAUAUUUUCUCUUCCAAUUAUAAUUUUUAUAGUCUGAUUUUACAUUGUAUUAUAAAUCCCUAAUUGAUUCCUUGUAAAAAUCACCUCUACAUUUUUUAUUUAUUUUUUAAAGUUUGGAUUAUAAUUAAGUAUCUAGUUGAUGUGUAGGAUUUUUAAAAUGUAUAUCGUUUAUUAUACGUUAAUGUGUUUUAGUAAUGAUAAUAUUUAAAGUUGAAAUGUCGUUAAAGGUACAAUUUCGGACGUGUAACAAACCGCAGCCACACACGACAUUGCGGGUUUCUCCUGCGGUCGCGCACUAUUUUAUUCCAUGAUGCAUUAUCAGCCGCACAUGUCGCGACUGCAGGCCUCAGUCGUUUCUAUAGGAGCACCGAUUUUCUAUUCAGACACAUUAGCAAUCCCAAUAAGUUAAAUUGAUGUGACAUUUCGAAAAUAACAUUCAAAUAUCGCAUAUUUUUAAUUAAGGAUUCAUUUACACGUACAACAAACAAACCAUAUAGCUGCGACAAAUUGUGGUCGAUCACUUUGGCGGCAAUAUGUGGUCAGUGUGAAUGGAAUUGUAUAUUUUCAUACAGAGGAGUAUACCUUUGGCUAUUCUUCGUAAAAAGAUUCCUUGAAACUUACACUACACAAGACCGUAGCUCCGUCCUCGCCGCGGUUUACAUCCCCCCGACCCUUCUAAUAGUGCCAGCCCGUGUGCCGACGAAUACGGUAGUAGUUAGAUUGCUAGUUCCCUACGAGUAGGCGCAUGCAUAAUCGUUAUGUCUCAUCCUCUCCCAGUAACCAUCCUGAGCCUAGGUUCGUCCAUUUAGUGAAUUGCCGUCAGGAGGGUUGCUUACGUUUCAAGGCUUGCGUGCGCCUAUAGCGCUCACCCAAAAAUCCGGUGUGUUUGUGUAAGUCUCUUUUGCCAAGCCAACAAAGGCAGGGUUCAUGUUUAAAAAAAUAUAUAUAUAAUAUCUAAGAUGUUUUUAUUACAUAGAUACGUUGUCCGAGCUCAAUACUGGCAAGACGAAAGUAAAGUAAUCGCCCGACUUGACGACCAAUGAGCGUGCGGCAUUAACGUUGUUACGUAACUGUCGAUGUAUAUAUAUCCUUUUCUAACGAAUGUAUGCUGCAUCUUUUUAUUCCUUCUUCGAGCCAAUUUGUAAUUAUAUGUACAGGUACGUGACUAUAGCAAAUAGUGCGCCGUUUUUAUGUGCCAUUUUGUUAGUGUAUGACGCGUCUAUUUGUAAAACGUCAUUAUAUAAUAUUACCCUAGAAGUCGACCAAAUCGCAACUACCACAUCACCACUGCCACACCACGUUUUGUCUCUGUGAUAUGAUGUGGUUGUGGUACGUGUGAAUGGUCUGCAAGAUGCUUUCCUACCGAGGACGCACGCUACAGUGCUCGGACACGUUUUCUUAGAAAUUCAUAGAAACCAGUAGUGACGUUUGUAGCUUGCGGCCUUCGGUUGUAGCUCGUCUCGAACUUGUACCUUAACUGUUAAAUUACAAUGUAAACCGUCAUUAAAACUAUAAUUAAAUGCACAGUUCACGAACAUCAUUUUGAUUUGUGAACAUUUGCUAGUUUUGUAAUAUAUUACAAAGUUCAAAGCAUUAUUUUUGUAGUCCCAUUGUGUCGAAAAAUUACAAGUACGAUAAGCUCGUUUUAGUACGUUUUCAAUAUGGAAUGUAAUGUUUUAUUUUAAUGAAAGUGUGACCUUAUCGUGCCUAAAUAUUGUGGUAUUGUUAGAUAGAUUUUAUUAAUACCGCGAUUUGUUCGUAGAUAAUAUUAAAUUGCAGGGGAAACUGAGGAUAUUUGAUCUCCAUGGUAACAUUUCUUUAUUGUAUAUUAAAACCUACUAAACAUUGUAAAUUAUUUAAAAGUCCUUUAAAUUUUAAAUAUGUGAAGGCAAUAAAAAAAAAACAUACAUGAAAAAAAAAUUUGCUCGAACCAGCGGACCCUCGUAUAAUUUCCGACAUAAAUCUAUGCAUAUGAGAUACGUCAGUGUUUUGCUAAUUUAUUGUUCGAUCUGCAUAUGAAUCAUAAAAUAUCUUAAAACAAUCUGUAGCUAACUUAGUAAUUUAUUUUAAGAACCUCACUACUCUCACAGAUUUUAUAUUGUAGUGAUAAUUAUAUUUUAUACAUCAUAAGGUGAACUAUUCCGUGCCUUCAAGAAUUCUAGACGCCUUUCUAUAAUCCUUUAGGCUUAUAGGAAACAAAAACAUUUAAGGCGAUACCUCAAGGUCCAUUUUCAUACAUUUUGUUUCACCUUUAAUCUGGGUAACUAAACAAGUAUUGGCAAGUAAAGAAUUUAAAUUCACGUCUAGUUAGUGAUUAGUUCUCGCAGUUGAAAGAAAAACGUAAAAAUAAUUAAUAAUCAUGGAUAUUUCGGCCUUUAAAAUUUAAUAUGACGAAAUUGGACCUUGAGGUAUCGCCUUAAGGGACUGACAUAUCCUAGCAACAGACUAGUAUCACUUUAAUAUGUCAUUCCCAUUUACUUAUUUGUUUUCUAUUAGUGUUAACAAGCUAACGAUUGUAGAAAGGCAUCUUACCUACGGCCCCAGUUUCCCUUACGCCCGAUGUAUGACUAUUCACAUAAAAUUUUAUCGUUGUUUUAACAUGUUAUUACCUGAGAAGAAUAAAGCAGGACCCGAUUUGUAUUUUUGCGGACUGUUUAUUUUUAUGGCUAAUUAAAUUAAUACAUUGAAA
Molecule: messenger RNA, 4673 nt
Organism: Manduca sexta (tobacco hornworm)
Lineage: Eukaryota; Metazoa; Arthropoda; Insecta; Lepidoptera; Sphingidae
Gene: Ubc7
Product: ubiquitin-conjugating enzyme E2 G2
Exons: 5
Coding region: 331-837 (168 amino acids)
Cellular component (GO): cytosol; endoplasmic reticulum
Source: RefSeq, a predicted model, not a curated record